AUGUCCUCGACGCCAGCAGCGCCACCGCCGGCCGGGGUGACUGCCAACUUCACAAAUCCAGAGACAACACAUCGCGUCUUCGGAUUGGUAAUAACGGGGGUUGGCUUAAGCCUCAUGACUGCCAUUAUGAUCCUGCGAAUGUAUACAAAGACGGUGAUGGUCCGUCUAUUCGGGAUUGAAGAUGUUGUAGCUGGAAUCGCCUGGUUCACAUCCGCGGCGACGCAGUCUCUUUACCUGUGCAGGAAUUACUUCGAGAUCUAG
This is a messenger RNA of Ramularia collo-cygni, 261 nucleotides long. RefSeq lists its product as uncharacterized. The transcript is spliced from 3 exons. Bases 1 to 261 code for a protein of 86 amino acids. Lineage: Eukaryota; Fungi; Ascomycota; Dothideomycetes; Mycosphaerellales; Mycosphaerellaceae. The record is from RefSeq and is a predicted model, not a curated record.